Messenger RNA from Hevea brasiliensis (rubber tree), 2028 nucleotides. Its product is annotated as inositol-tetrakisphosphate 1-kinase 4. The coding region runs from base 397 to 1488 and encodes 363 amino acids. The record is from RefSeq and is a predicted model, not a curated record. Gene Ontology annotation, biological process: inositol trisphosphate metabolic process. Gene Ontology annotation, molecular function: inositol-3,4,5,6-tetrakisphosphate 1-kinase activity; ATP binding; inositol-1,3,4-trisphosphate 6-kinase activity. The transcript is spliced from 11 exons. Gene Ontology annotation, cellular component: cytoplasm. Lineage: Eukaryota; Viridiplantae; Streptophyta; Magnoliopsida; Malpighiales; Euphorbiaceae.
UUAAAGAAAUGUAUAUAUAAAUAAUCCUUUCCACAAACUCCACUAAACCAAAAUCUUCUCUGCAACUCCUUUUCUCCCCUCUCUUUUCUUUUCUCUCUGGAAAUUGAGAUCAUUAUUCCUUGUAAAAUCCAAUUGAACAAGGGCCUAAUCCAUCCUUUAAUCACUUGAUUUAGUCUCUCUUUCUUCACAGAGAAAACCAGAAAAAAGAACAGGAAAAAAUAUAAGGCUUAAAAGGGAGUUUUUGAAUUUGAUUUUCUCUUUUCAUUAUCUGUUUAAUAGUGAUUAAUCAAAUAAGCAAUCUCCAAGGAAAGAUUGAAUCUUUCACAAAAUUUGUAAAGAGAAAUUCGAAUUGUCUAGUUGGGUUGUUUUAGGGUUUUCUGGGUUUUUGUUUGGGCUAUGAGGAUAAACGGGGAGAUCUCUCCCCAAGAAGAAGAGGAGAAGGGGGAAGUGAAAACGGUGUCGCUGUCAAUAGAACAGCCGCAGAGACUGGUGGUGGUUGGGUAUGCCUUGACUUCGAAGAAGAAGAAGAGUUUCUUGCAGCCUAAGCUUGAAGUUUUGGCCAGAAAUAAGGGGAUACUGUUUGUUGCAAUUGAUGUAAAUAGGCCAUUGUCAGAUCAAGGUCCUUUUGAUGUUGUUUUACAUAAGUUGUCAGGAAAAGGCUGGUGUGAAGUUAUUAAGGCUAGGUUAAGGGGCUCACCUUGUCUGUUCUAUUUUUGUUAUUUCGUCUUGAAGGAUUACCAGCAAAAACAUCCAGAAGUAACUGUUCUUGAUCCUCCUGAUGCAAUACAGCAUGUACGUAACCGCCAGUCCAUGCUUCAUGAUGUAGCUGAUCUUGACUUGUCUGACUGCCAAGGUCAUUGUUCAAGCAAGGUUUCUGUUCCAAGGCAAAUGGUUGUUGACAAAGAUCCAUCAUCCAUUCCCCAUGAAGUUACCAAAGCUGGGUUAAGGUUGCCACUAGUUGCAAAACCGCUGGUGGUGGAUGGAACUGCCAAGUCACAUGAAUUGUUUCUCGCUUAUGAUCACUUCUCUCUAUCUGAACUUGAACCUCCCUUGGUUCUGCAAGAGUUUGUUAAUCAUGGUGGUGUUCUCUUUAAGAUUUAUAUUGUUGGUGAAGCCAUAAAGGUUGUUCGGCGUUUCUCUCUACCUAAUGUCAGUAAGCAUGAGCUAGCAAAAGUUGCGGGUGUGUUCCGUUUUCCAAGAGUCUCAUCUGCCACAGCUUCUGCAGAUGAUGCAGAUUUGGAGCCUUCUGUUGGUGAACUUCCUCCACGCCCUUUGUUGGAGAGGCUUGCAAGGGAGCUUCGUUGUCGACUGGGCCUCCAAUUGUUCAACAUAGAUAUGAUUCGUCAGCACAGGACUAAAGAUGUCUUCUAUGUGAUUGACAUCAACUACUUUCCUGGUUACGGGAAAAUGCCAGACUAUGAGCACAUUUUUACUGAUUUCCUGCUGGGCUUAGUGCAGAACAAGUGUGACAAAAGAGCUGCUACUUGACUUGAAAUAUGCAUAGCCUUGUAUAUGAGUGUACCUCGCAGGUGUAGGUCUCUUGGGAACUUGAAGAAAUGUCAAUUCAAGUUAACUCCUGUAAUUACUGAAUGGCGAAAUGAACAAAUGCCAGCUGGCUUGUAUACAGAAGAACUUCCAUUUGAGACUUACCACAACUUCACAGGCUUGUAUGAGUCACUCAUCUUGAUCGUGGUUGCUGAUGGAACUAGAAAUCUAUCAUAUUUCUUUAAUUGAUGAACAAGCAGAGUUUUUUUUUUCUUGUUCUGGUCUUACUUCUUUUGUUCCUUUUCUUUUUUGCCCAUUUCUUUUAUUGAUAUAUGAUUUGGUUCGAUAUUUUUCUUUUUUAUUUAUAUAGAUUUUGACAACUUUAAUUUUAGCGGGCAUCAAAUUAGGUGCCUAACUCAAUAUUAGGCUCCAAUUAUUCUUGUGACGCAACCUGACCCAACCCGACGGCAAAAAUCUGUUGGAUUGGGUCUGUCGGGUCAGUGUUAUUUUGAAUAGGAAAAAGUGAAUGAGGCUUGCUGUGAA